GCACUUGAGCGCGUGCGCAAAAGGAAAGGACACAGGAAAUGUUUUUCCUGCGCAGGCGUCAUGGUCCUGAGGGCGGGGCUUGGCUGCGCCGCGGUGCGCAGGCGCAGCCGUCGGUGGGUCGGGUCUUCGGUCGACUGAGAGAUCCUGAACAAGCAUUGUCACUUCCCCAGCCUUGAGAUGGACAACAGGAAGCGCCUGGCCUAUGCCAUCAUCCAGUUCCUGCAUGGCCAGCUGCGGCAUGGUGGGCUCUCGUCUGACGCCCAGGAGAGCCUAGAGGUUGCCAUCCAGUGUCUGGAGACAGCCUUCGGGGUGACGCUGGAGGACAGUGACCUUGCUCUCCCCCAGACCCUGCCAGAGAUAUUUGAAGCAGCCACUGCCAGCAAGCAGGAGAUGCCACAGGACCUGAGGAGCCCUGACAGGACACCACCCUCUGAGGAGGACUCAGCUGAGGCAGAGCGCCUCAAAACAGAAGGUAAUGAGCAGAUGAAGCUGGAGAACUUUGAGGCGGCCGUGCACCUCUAUGGCCAGGCCAUUGAGCUCAACCCUGCGAAUGCCGUCUACUUCUGUAACAGAGCCGCAGCCUACAGCAAACUGGGGAACUACGUGGGGGCUGUGCAGGACUGUGAGCGCGCCAUUGGCAUCGACCCUGGGUACAGCAAGGCCUAUGGCCGGAUGGGCCUUGCGCUGUCCAGCCUGAACAAGCAUGCUGAGGCUGUGGCGUACUACAAGAAGGCCCUGGAGCUGGACCCUGACAACGACACGUACAAGUCCAACCUCAAGAUUGCAGAGCUGAAGUUACGGGAGGCACCGAGCCCCACGGGCGGCGUGGGCAGCUUGGACAUCGCUGGCCUUCUGAGCAACCCCCACUUCAUCACCAUGGCUUCCAGCUUAAUGAACAGCCCGCAGCUGCAGCAGCUUAUGUCGGGCAUGAUCUCCGGAGGCCACAACCCUCUGGGCACUCCGGGCAGCAGUCCGCAGCAGAGUGACCUGGCCAGCCUCAUCCAGGCGGGCCAGCAGUUUGCACAGCAGAUGCAGCAGCAGAACCCAGAGUUCGUGGAGCAAAUCCGGAGCCAGGUAGUGCGCAGCCGGACACCCAGCGCCAGCCACGAGGAACAGCAAGAGUGACAAUGCUGACCCGAGUGGUCCCUUCGCUCCACGGCCUCCUGGUGUUUUAGCAUUUUCUCCGUCGGGCAGCUCAAGAGAGAAACUGGACCUGCAUGUUAAGACGGACUCAUCCCCCGCCUCGUGUCUGUCUUCAUCCUUUCCUUAUGUGUUUUGUAUUCUUACUGGCCGCACACCUUUCUGGAAGAGUCUGCAGAGGACUACCUACAUACCAGCACCAGUUCCUCCAGCCACCUAGGGACGCUGCAGGGAGGGGUUGGAGUGGGCCCUUGGGUCGCAGGCCCCACCCUACCGGGUCCCUCCUAAGGGACUUGAGUAGCUGACUCUCAUUCCCCUGGGAAGUGUCCACUGCCAGCCCCAGCUGGGUGCCAGCGUCCCACGCCUACGCUUGGAUUGCAGGUUCCAACAGGUGCCCUGGCCUGCCUUAUUCCAGUGUCCUGUGCCACACAGAACUGAGGCCUGUGACCUCUGCCCAGCAUGUGGCCAUCUGUGUCUUGUCUUCCCAGCUCCUCCGUCUUCACAGCAUCAGCUAGUCCUAGUUUUGUGUCCAGUCUGGCUCCAUUAUCAGCCUGGGUGGCACACAUGGACAUGAACCCAUCUGUGCCCGUCCUGUCCUUGACCUCGAGGGAAUGCAGUGUCUGGGGGUGGCAGGGAGCUUUGGGUAUUGGCCCUUGGGUUGUGCCAUCAGCCCUGAAACAGCCACCAGAGCCAUCUGUGUUCGGUCAGUCUGUCCAGUGAGGAUGUGGAUAUCCCCACACCCAAGAUCACAGGACUGCUGAACCGGCAGGGGGUCACGAUGGCAUCGGGCUGGGGCAGGUAGUGUCAGAGCUGUGUGUGUCAUAGGUUGCCAGUAGGAAGAUGGGCCCAGAGGGCAGCAGUGCCCCCUUGGGCACAAACUUCCUUGGGAAUAAAGACAGUGAUGAUGCUCA
Molecule: messenger RNA, 2051 nt
Organism: Grammomys surdaster
Lineage: Eukaryota; Metazoa; Chordata; Mammalia; Rodentia; Muridae
Gene: Sgta
Product: small glutamine rich tetratricopeptide repeat containing alpha
Exons: 12
Coding region: 178-1125 (315 amino acids)
Biological process (GO): post-translational protein targeting to endoplasmic reticulum membrane
Cellular component (GO): membrane; TRC complex
Molecular function (GO): protein binding; molecular adaptor activity
Source: RefSeq, a predicted model, not a curated record